Molecule: messenger RNA, 1070 nt
Organism: Camelina sativa (false flax)
Lineage: Eukaryota; Viridiplantae; Streptophyta; Magnoliopsida; Brassicales; Brassicaceae
Product: UPF0725 protein At5g63820-like
Source: RefSeq, a predicted model, not a curated record
CUGAGAGAUUUAGGGCUUGGAGGAGAUGAAGGUCUUGCGGGUAACUGAAUUCGGGAAGCUUGAAGUCUCAAAAACAGCAUCGGAAAGGAAAAAAGAGAAAAAGUUAAGGGCUUGGGAUAAGAAAUAUUCUCAUCUGGCCUAUGGUUUUGAUUAUGGAGGCUCUGAUUUUAGAAUAAGGAAGCCUGAUGUUGGUGACUAUAAUUAUCAUAUCACCCUUUACUGUAGGUUUGCACUCUACUGCUACAAUUUUGAAAAGGGAACAAACUUUAAGUUUGUGCGCUGGGUAAAGUAUAAUGCUUUGUGUUCUGCUUGCGUCGACUUCUACAUAACUUUGGAGGCAAUGGAUCCGGCGGCCUGCAACUCUGUCCUCUCCUCUUUUCAGGCUGUUUACAGUAAUGCUGGAUGUACGAUGGACGAUAUCUAUACGUGGAGGAUCUUGGCCUGCAGACCCUCAUGUAACAAGCCUGUGAAUGAAUAUUGGGACCGGAAUGAGGAUGCUAUAGAUCAAUUCUACACAGGUGAAAUGCCUAAAUGGUUGUCUGAUGAUGAGGCAUUUUCCAGUGACAACAAAAAGUAUUACGUGGUGCAAGAAGCAGAGCUGCUUGAGAAUGAGUGGCUGCAUCUAUUCAUUGAAAUCGCAUUCUUUAAAGCAAUAUACCCUGUAUUGCUGGCUUCCCCUCCCUUGGAGAUCAAGAAGGUAGUUGUAGAAACUAAAGAAGAUUACAUGACUGAGGCACGUGAGAAGCUCCACGCAGAGAAUGCAAUAUUCUACAUAAGUUACAAGUAUAAAGGUGUUUCUUCAUGUGGUAUCGCUGUUGAUCACAGAGCUAUCAUUAGGAAAACCAUGGAUGGGGAACCAGAACACAUGUGUCUUGAAAUUGCUUUUUCGUGAGUAAUUUAAGAACAAAAAGAAGCACCAAUAUUGCUAUUUCCUUGUAACUUUUAUCAUCAUGUUAUAUGAGUGACUAUAGAUGCACCAAUGUUGUGUUUGGCUUGUCUUUAUGUCUACAAACUCUAGGGACUAAAACGAUUGGGAUUUGUAUGUAUAUUAACCUUCGCUAAGUGCUGCU